AUGACGCCAAAGAGCAACGAAUCAACAUUGGAAGUUGAUGACAUAAGACAAGCUCAAAUCGAAGAUAGUGUUAUAGGUAAAGUGUACUCCUUUAUCAAAGCAGACAAGCGGCCUACACAAGUGAGUGAGGCAGAACACAAUCAAAUAGUCCUACCCAGGAAAUACCACGCAAUGAAAAGAGAACUCCACAACAACAUGGGUCAUCAUGGUUCUGAUUGUGUUCUACAUCAUUCUACCCAGAGAUCGGUUCUACAUCAAGAACGAGAACACAGUAGAAAAUGCAGUUGAAAACGAGAACACAGUUGAAAACAAGAAUGACAGCGCAAGUGACGUGGAGAAUGCAGUCAACACAGAGGUUGUCUCAGAAUUACCAGCACACAUUGAACAAUCAAGAGCAAGGAGAUCAAGGCACCCAUCUUACCGCUUUACAUAUUACAGACCUGGCUAA
Messenger RNA from Paramuricea clavata, 448 nucleotides. NCBI's taxonomy places the organism in Eukaryota, Metazoa, Cnidaria, Anthozoa, Malacalcyonacea, Plexauridae. The record is from the annotation of a GenBank genome assembly.